Microplitis demolitor is the source of this 585-nucleotide messenger RNA. RefSeq names its product putative gustatory receptor 28b. The transcript has 4 exons. Gene Ontology annotation, biological process: sensory perception of taste. NCBI's taxonomy places the organism in Eukaryota, Metazoa, Arthropoda, Insecta, Hymenoptera, Braconidae. Gene Ontology annotation, cellular component: dendrite; axon; membrane. The record is from RefSeq and is a predicted model, not a curated record. The coding region runs from base 1 to 585 and encodes 194 amino acids.
AUGUUGAAAAAACGGUUCGAAAGUAUUAACUUGACCAUUUCAAAACUGGGCACAAUUGAAAGUAAAAUUCCACUGUCACGUUAUUCGGUUCUUAAUGAUAUUUCGAGUAUCAAAUACGCGUAUGUUGAAUUGUGCGAAAUGUGUGACGAUGCAACGGAUUUUUAUGGGUUGCCGCUUUUGAUUGUUAUAGUUAUGUUUGCUAUUAGAACUCUAUUAAACUUGUAUUACAUAAUUAUAGCUCUGAUUGACAAACAAAAAAUUGACACCGGGUCUUAUUUAUCGGGAUUGUUCAUAUUAGGAAGUAUAUUUUUAUUUAUAAUAUUAACUACUGCUGUCACACAAUUAAUAAAACAGAAUAGAAAAACUGGUAGAAUGGUAAACUCACUUAUGGAUCGAUAUUCGAUGGAUGAUAAAAUAACAAAAAAAUUAAGUAAAUUUUCAAACGAUCUCUGGCACCUGACUGUCGAAUUCACAGCCUGUGGUAUCAUUCCCCUAGAUCGUACUCUUCUGGCAGUAAUUACUGGUACAAUUGCGACGUAUUUAGUUAUUGCUGUACAAUUUCGUGUUAGCUCACCUUCUAACUAA